This is a messenger RNA of Pistacia vera, 1380 nucleotides long. RefSeq names its product UNC93-like protein 1. The record is from RefSeq and is a predicted model, not a curated record. Bases 1 to 1380 code for a protein of 459 amino acids. NCBI's taxonomy places the organism in Eukaryota, Viridiplantae, Streptophyta, Magnoliopsida, Sapindales, Anacardiaceae. The transcript has 2 exons.
AUGGAAACAAUCAACUCUGAUGAAGAAUCUGCUCAACCGAUUCCACCCAAUUCACGUUUCAGGUACAACUCACCCUUGGCACAGGUGUGUCUAAUUGGUGUUGUCUGUUUCUGCUGUCCUGGAAUGUUCUGUGCUUUGUCAGGAAUGGGUGGUGGUGGCCAAGUGAACCCUGACGCUGCUAAUAAUGCCAAUACAGCCCUUUACACCACCUUCACCAUUUUUAGCAUUCUGAGUGGCGGCAUUUACAAUCUUUUGGGCCCUCAAGUGACCCUCCUCUUCGCCUGCUCCACUUACACGCUUUAUGCCGGCGCUUUUCUUUACUAUAAUCAUUACCCGCAUCAAGUUUUUCCUAUAGUUGCCGGUGCUCUAUUGGGCGUUGGCGCUGGCUUUUUGUGGGCUGCGGAAGGGGCCAUUAUGACCUCGUACCCUCCACCAAAAUGGAAGGGUACUUAUAUUUCAAUUUUUUGGGCUAUUUUUAGUACCGGUGGUGUUAUUGGUGGACUUAUUCCUUUUUUUCUAAAUUACAAUCGUGGUAGUGAUGCUGCUUCUGUUAAUGAUGGAACUUAUAUUGGGUUCAUGUGCUUCAUGUCUGUUGGUGCUCUUCUUUCCUUGGCCGUUUUGCCACCUAGGUUAGUAGUGCGUGAUGAUGGGAGCCGGUGUACUAACAUUAAGUACUCUAGUGUCACCAUUGAGGCUACUGAAAUUGCUAAGUUGUUUUUGAAUUGGAAGAUGCUUUUGAUUGUGCCUGCUUCUUGGGCUAGUAAUUUUUUCGCUACUUACCAGUUUAAUAAUGUUAAUGGAGCGCUAUUUAAUUUAAGGACUAGGGGUUUGACCAGUGUUUUCUAUUGGUCUGCUCAAAUGGUGGGUUCUGCUGGGAUUGGUUAUGUGUUGGAUUUUAGUUUUCGAAGUAGGAGGAGAAGGGGUUUUGUUGGGAUUGGUGUUGUGGCUUUGUUUGGUACAGCAAUUUGGGGAGGUGGACUUGCUAAUCAACUCACUUAUUCUCAUGCUAAACAAGUGAAGUUGGAUUUCAAGGAAUCUGGUAGUGAUUUUGCUAGCCCCUUUGUGUUGUAUUUCAGCUAUGGGUUGCUGGAUGCCAUGUUUCAAAGUACGGUUUACUGGGUCAUUGGAACCUUGGCUAAUGAUUCUGAGACUCUUAGCAGGUAUACUGGAUUCUACAAGGGGGUGCAAAGUGCAGGGGCUGCAGUGGCUUGGCAAAUUGAUACACAAAAAGUUUCAUUGCUUUCCCAAUUGAUUAUUAAUUGGUCUCUGACUACGGUUAGUUAUCCAUUGCUUAUACUUCUUGUCAUUUUAGCCGUAAAGGAUGACACGAAGCCUGAGGAAGGUCCUUCCAAGGAUGUUGCUCCUGGUGGGCAAGAAUAG